AGUUCCGGUUCCGCUCUGCAAGUGAGAAGUUUUUGGCCACGUCAGCUUUCCAGGUUUUUAAUGCAUUUGUUGUAAUAAAUUGCAGUUAUUUAACGACGUAAACCAAGGGAAAAGACAGAAGAUGGUGUUACUUACGAUGAUCGCGAGAGUGGCAGAUGGGCUGCCCUUGUGUGCCUCAAUCCAAGAAGACGAACAGACAGGAAGAAAUAUGCUUGAAUAUCAGAACCAAGCCAAAAUGCUAUUCCGAAAAAUAAAUGAACAGUCACCAAUUCGCUGCAGUAUUGAAACGGGUCCAUAUGUAUUUCAUUACGUGAUGAACGCGGGUGUCUGCUUUCUGGUACUGUGUGACCAGAAUUUUUCCAAGCGUGUCGCAUUCUCUUACCUGGAAGACCUACGGAAUGAGUUUGACCAGCAGCAUGGCAGCAAAGUACAAAGUGUGGCGAGGCCCUACAGCUUCAUAGAAUUCGAUACAUACAUUCAGAAGGCGAAAAAGAAUUUCACGGACUCACGAGCACGGCGGAACCUGGUGAACAUCAACACAGAACUGCAGGAUGUUCAGAGAAUCAUGGUGCAGAAUAUAGAUGAUGUGUUACAGAGGGGUGAAGCCCUGUCAGUAUUGGAUGAUAAAGCCAGCAACUUGUCAACGAUGUCACAAAAGUACAAGAAAGAUGCAAGAUAUCUGAACCUGAGAUCGUCAUAUGCCAAAAUUGGUGCAGUGGUUCUUGUUGUUGUUUUGUUCAUGUUAUUUGUGAGGUAUUGGUUAUUCUAGGAUGUAACAGUCAUGGGCCUCAGGUGUUAUGAUGUAUAACAAUCAAGUAUAUUGAAACAAACGUAGAGAUUGCAUAAAUGUCGGCAUUUGCAUAUGACCCGACAAAAGCUGUGAAGUGUCACACGUGCAGGUGGUUAAGCUAAAUCAACAGUAUGACCAUGGCUUAUCAUAAACCACAUACAGAAGCCAAAAUUGAAGUAUUUAAAUUUAUCGAAUGUGGUAAUGUCACGUUAUUGGUACAGGUAAUUUCUUAAGGGUGUCUUUUUGUCUGUUCUUUUUGGAAGCCUCUCGGGAUGCUUUUAUGGAAAUAUUUCCGUUUCUACCCAUAGAAAGAAGGAUAUAGCAAUAUGUAGUUAUAUACACAUUGAUCAUAUAGGUAAUGAAUGUAAGGAGUUUGUUGUUCAGCUUACGCCUACACUGUUGCUGAUAUUUAGACAGGGUUAUAAUCAAUGUUGCAGCAUUGAUUUCACAUAAAGUUAUGGCAUUCCAGUUGCAGGCUUCUUUUAUCAUUUUAUUAAUAAGGGGGAUGGAGGUCUAUUAGAGGAUGUUUGGAAUAUUAAAGCCGCACUAUGCGCAUCCAAACGAUAAUUUCUCCAUACUAGACUAGCAAAUACUUCGUGUCAUGCAUA
This is a messenger RNA of Priapulus caudatus, 1398 nucleotides long. RefSeq names its product vesicle-trafficking protein SEC22b-like. Bases 122 to 769 code for a protein of 215 amino acids. The transcript is spliced from 5 exons. The record is from RefSeq and is a predicted model, not a curated record. Gene Ontology annotation, biological process: endoplasmic reticulum to Golgi vesicle-mediated transport; retrograde vesicle-mediated transport, Golgi to endoplasmic reticulum; vesicle fusion with Golgi apparatus. Gene Ontology annotation, molecular function: SNAP receptor activity. Lineage: Eukaryota; Metazoa; Priapulida; Priapulimorpha; Priapulimorphida; Priapulidae. Gene Ontology annotation, cellular component: endoplasmic reticulum-Golgi intermediate compartment; endoplasmic reticulum membrane; SNARE complex.